AUGUGGACUAGAGCUUACGAUUCAGACCUCCAGCAGUACUACUUCAUCAAUGAUGAAGAUAACUCGAUUUCGUACGAUCUGCCCUGUGAAGUACAGUACACACCGGAAAUAAAAAGUGUUAAAUCCGGACCUUUUUCAUCUUUGAAAAGAAAGAAGUCCUCCUCAUCUGCAACUUCAUCAUGUUGUAACUUUUCAAAAAAAUCUCCAUCUUCAGCAUCUGUCUCAUCAUCAUCAUCAUCAUCAUCGGUAUUGUCAAAGAUUACUUCUGUUCUUUCGAGAAAGUCAUCGAACUCCGGUAAUAAGUCAAAGAAUUCUAUCUCAAGAUCAAUGUCUGCAUCAUCAUCAUCAUCGCAGACUUUGAAUAAUGAGGAGUAUUCAGAAGAGGUAUUUAACCAAUAUAACUUACCAAUUGAGACUAUGAAAUCUCUCGAUUUCAAUACUGCAUCAUUUGAAGACUCCAACUCAAUAAUAAGUGGUCUCGAUGAUGAAUAUCUUUUGGAAAACCCAAUAAAUUACAGAGGAAAUGUAGGGAAGAAUUUCUUCAACGGAUAUCAAUCAGACGAAGAAUCUUUAUCUGAAGAAUCGAUUCACAGUUACUACUAUGAAAAUUCUGGAGAGGAAUAUUACGAAUACGAAGAUGAAUCAGUUUAUGACUUCGAAAAAGAAAAAGAAAGACUUGAACUCAGAAUGCAAAUUCGUCAAGAGCUCGAAGCUUAA
Molecule: messenger RNA, 717 nt
Organism: Dujonia railenensis
Lineage: Eukaryota; Fungi; Ascomycota; Pichiomycetes; Serinales; Debaryomycetaceae
Source: the annotation of a GenBank genome assembly